AUGGUGAAGAAGGCAAUUGAUUCGCGUAUUCCUGCGCUUAUCCGAAAUGGUGUUCAGGAAAAACAACGCAGUUUUUUUGUCAUUGUUGGUGACAAGGCUCGUAACCAGCUGCCUAACUUGCAUUAUCUCAUGUCGGCUGCCGACAUCAAAAUGAACAAGUCUGUUUUGUGGGCUUACAAAAAUAAGCUUCUCGGGUUUUCAUCUCAUCGUAAGAAACGCGAGGCUAAGAUUAAGAAGGAAAUCAAGCGCGGUACUAGAGAAGUCAACCAGGAAGAUCCCUUCGAGCUCUUUAUCAGCCUUCAAAAUAUCCGAUAUGUUUACUACAAGGAAACAGAAAAGAUUCUUGGUAACACCUACGGCAUGUGCAUUCUUCAAGACUUUGAAGCUCUUACUCCUAAUAUUCUUGCCCGAACUAUUGAGACUGUUGAAGGUGGUGGUAUUGUUGUCAUUUUGCUCAAGUCUAUGACGUCUCUUAAACAGCUUUACACUAUGACCAUGGAUGUCCAUUCCAGAUACAGAACUGAAGCACACAAUGAUGUCGUUGCCAGAUUUAAUGAGCGCUUUUUGCUUUCCCUCGGCUCUUGCGAAACCUGUCUUGUUGUUGAUGAUGAACUCAACGUGCUGCCAAUUUCUGGUGGUAAGAAGGUUAAAGCUCUCCCCCCUAAGAGUGAUGACGAAGAGUUGACUCCUCAUGCCCAAGAACUUUUGGAGAUCAAGGAGUCUCUCCAAGACGUUAAGCCUGCUGGUCCUCUUGUCAACAUUGCCAAAACUGUGGACCAAGCCAAGGCUAUUUUGAGUUUCAUUGAUGCCAUUUCUGAAAAGACGCUCAACAACACUGUCACCUUGACUGCCGGCAGAGGUCGAGGUAAGUCUGCUGCUUUGGGUGUUGCCAUUGCUGCUGCUAUUGAAUCCGGCUACUCCAACAUCUUCAUCACCUCUCCAAGUCCUGAAAACUUGAAGACUCUGUUCGAGUUUAUUUUUAAGGGGUUUGACAGCUUGGGUUAUGACGAACACCUUGACUACGACAUUAUCCAGUCUACCAACCCAUCUUUCAACAAUGCCGUUGUUCGUGUCAACAUUUUCCGCUCUCACAGACAAACCAUUCAAUACAUUCACCCCUCUGAUUCCCACGUUUUGGGCCAGGCCGAAUUAGUCGUCAUUGAUGAAGCUGCCGCUAUUCCUCUUCCUCUUGUAAAGAAACUUAUGGGUCCUUAUCUUGUUUUUAUGGCUUCUACCAUUAAUGGUUACGAAGGUACUGGCCGCUCUCUUUCUCUUAAACUUAUCCAACAACUUCGCAACCAGCAAACCGCCAAGAAAUCUGCUCCCGAACUCAAUGUUGUUGACAGACAUGGCAAACACUCUGAAAGUUCGCAUAUUGGUGUUCGCUCUCUCAAGGAAGUCACUCUUGAAGAACCUAUCAGAUACGCACCUGGCGACCCUGUUGAAAAAUGGCUCAACAAGCUUUUGUGCUUAGAUGCCACUGUUUCUUCUACAAAUAGACUGGGAAACAAGGGCUGCCCCCACCCAUCGCAGUGCAACCUUUUUUACAUCAACCGCGAUACACUUUUCUCAUACCACCCAGUCUCGGAGGCCUUUUUGCACAAGAUUAUGGCUCUUUACGUUGCUAGUCACUACAAGAACUCGCCUAACGAUUUGCAACUGCUCUCUGAUGCCCCGGCACACCAGUUGUACGUGCUGCUGCCACCAAUUGACGAAAACGACAAGAAGCUUCCCGAACCUCUUUGCGUCGUACAGCUUGCACUCGAAGGUGAAAUCUCCAAGGAAUCUGUACACAACAGUCUUUCGCGUGGCCAAAGAGCUGGAGGUGAUUUGAUCCCAUGGACUAUUUCGCAGCAGUUCCAAGACGAUUCGUUUGCUGGAUUGUCUGGUGCCCGUGUAGUGCGUAUUGCUACACACCCUGACUACAUGAACAUGGGCUACGGUGCACGGGCACUGCAACAACUGCAGGAUUACUUUGAGGGUAAACUUACUGAUUUGAGCGAAGGUACGGCCAAGUCUGAACAAGACUUUGCCGUCUCACGGGUGUCUGACUCUGAGCUGGAGAGCGCGUCGCUGGCUGACGACAUUAAGUACCGCGACCCUAAGGCUAUGCCACCUUUGCUUCUUAAGCUGAGCGAGAUCUCACCCUAUUACCUGCACUACCUCGGUGUGUCUUAUGGUUUGACAACCGAGCUCAACAAGUUCUGGAAACGCGCCGGAUACGCUCCUGUCUAUCUACGUCAGACUGCCAACGAGCUUACUGGUGAGCAUACCUGUGUGAUGCUUAAGGUUCUCGAGGGCCGUGAAAAGACGUGGCUUGCGGAGUUUGCAUCCGACUUCCACAAGCGGUUCUUGAAUUUGCUUGCAUAUGAGUUCCGUAACUUUUCUGCCAUCCAGUCGCUUAGCAUUCGUGAGGGCGACAAAGUGGCAACUUCUGAACUCCCUCGUCCUGCUCCACUGUCUAAGACUGAGCUUGAUGCUUUGUUCUCACCCUUCGAUCUUAAACGUCUUGAGUCCUACGCUAACAGUCUUCUGGAUUACCACGUCAUUGUGGAUCUUCUCCCCACACUCUCGUUCCUAUACUUUAUGGACCGGGUUCCCAAUGCAAGUGUGAGCUUGUCUAGCGUUCAGUCUGCAAUUCUGCUUGGCUCUGGUCUGCAGAAGAAGGACAUGGAAUCACUUGCUGCAGAGCUCAAUCUGCCUGUGAACCAAACACUGGCCAUGUUCUCCAAGACUGUGCGCAAAUUCUCGUUGUACUUCCGUGAUUUGGUGUCGCAGGCUAUUGAUGCCGAAAUCCCCAAGCCAGCCAAUGAGUCAAUUGCAUCAUCGAAAGGUUUGGAUGAGGCUUCUGCGACCAGCAAGUUCGUGCCUUUGAAAGCUACUUUGGAAGAGGAUCUGAAGGAAGCUGGUGAUGAGGUUGUGUCUGAGCUCAAGGCUAAACAGCUAGAUUUGAUAAACUCGAUAGACAUGAGCAAGUUUGCCAUUCCCAUGGAUGCUGAUAUGGACAGUUCUUCUGUGAAGAAUGCGGCCGCUAAGGGUGGUGUUGUUUCGCUCAAGAGCUCAGCCAAUGGCAAGCGUAAGACUGCAGAUGCACGCCAAAUUAUGGAACAGGAAUUGAGUGCCGUUACCAAGAAGCGCAAGCGCAGCAAAGGUGCCAAAUAA
Messenger RNA from Magnusiomyces paraingens, 3162 nucleotides. RefSeq lists its product as uncharacterized. The record is from RefSeq and is a predicted model, not a curated record. Gene Ontology annotation, cellular component: 90S preribosome; nucleolus. Gene Ontology annotation, biological process: rRNA acetylation involved in maturation of SSU-rRNA. NCBI's taxonomy places the organism in Eukaryota, Fungi, Ascomycota, Dipodascomycetes, Dipodascales, Dipodascaceae. The transcript has 3 exons. Gene Ontology annotation, molecular function: tRNA binding; ATP binding; 18S rRNA cytidine N-acetyltransferase activity. The coding region runs from base 1 to 3162 and encodes 1053 amino acids.